Messenger RNA from Zootoca vivipara (common lizard), 11510 nucleotides. NCBI's taxonomy places the organism in Eukaryota, Metazoa, Chordata, Lepidosauria, Squamata, Lacertidae. The record is from RefSeq and is a predicted model, not a curated record.
CCUAGAGAGGACAGAAAGAAAGGUGGGGGUGGGACCAGGUCCUCCCGAUCUAAAGCCCCUCCCACCCUCCCAAGCCGCUUCCUGCAAGCGGGGGCGGGCGGGGGUGUUUUGUCUGCCUCCGUUCAAAGCGUUGCUUCGGUGUCUCCUCCUGCAGUCUGGAUUUGCAAGCGCCUCUACUUAGGACAGGCGGUCCUGGGCAGAAGAACAAGGGCUUCCUUCUGACCUCUUGGAGCCUUCCUGGGGGCCCAGAUGGAUGAGCAAGACUCAGCUGGCCCUGAAGCAGGAAGAGGCCAUGCCAUCAAAACUGGAAGCAGUGAGGGAUUCUGGGAAAGCCCCAUGCUGAAGAUUCUGAGUGAGGAGGACACCAUCAGCUCAGAUAUGCAGAGCCAGCAGUUCAGACAGUUCUGCUACCAGGAGACCAAAGGACCUCGAGAGGUUUGCAGCCGACUCCACCACCUUGACCAUCAGUGGCUAAAGCCAGAAAGGCACACGAAAGCUGAGAUGGUGGACCUGGUGGUCUUGGAGCAGUUCCUGGCUGUUCUUCCACAGGAGUUGGAGAACUGGGUGAGGGAAUGUGGAGCAGAGACCAGUUCCCAGGCGGUGGCCCUGGCUGAAGGAUUCCUUCUGAGUCAGGCAGAGAAGAGGAAGCAGGCAGAGCAGCAGGAAACGAUUAUGUUUGCAGAAAUGGGCCUGGAUUCCUCUGAGGCAGAGAGGACUCUAUUGGACACCAAAAAGAGGCCACUGGGUGACAGAAUGAUGCCAGGAAGACCUCUUCAUCCAUCUUUGCAUGGAGGCAGUGGAGAAACAGCAGAUCUGGAACCAGAUCAGGGUCCAGUGUGCUUUGAAGAUGUAGCUGUUCAUUUCACAGACGAGGAGUGGGCGUUGCUGGAUCCUGACCAGAGAGCUCUGCAUAAGGAAGUCAUGGAGGAGAAUCAUUGGAUCACAGAGUUUCUUAAUGGUGAUGUUUCGGAAAUGAAGAACAAGGGAGACCAUGACAAAAUCUACACAAUGGAGAAGCGAUAUAAGUAUUUGGAGUGUAUAGAGAACUUCAGUCAGAGCUCCCAUUCCACUCCCCUCCAAAGAAAUCUCUUUGGGAAGAAAUCCUAUCAGUGCUUGGAAUGUGGGAAGAGCUUCAAUCGGAAGGAUAGUCUCACUCUUCAUCAAAGAAUUCAUACAAAGGAAAAACCAUAUCAGUGCUUGGAAUGUGGAAGGAGCUUCAGUCAGAGCACAGGUCUCAGGUCCCAUCAAAGAAUUCAUACUGGAGAGAAACCAUAUCAGUGUUUGGAAUGUGGAAAGAGGUUCAGUCAGAGGGUCCAUCUCACAUCCCAUCAAACAACUCAUACGGCAGAAAAGGCAUUUCACUGUUUGGAAUGUGGAAAGAGCUUCACCCGGAAGGAAAAUCUGACUUUCCAUCAUAGAAUUCAUACAGGGGAGAAACCGUAUCAGUGUUUGGAAUGUGGAAGGAGCUUCAGCUGGAAGACUAGUCUGACUUUACAUCAAAGAACUCAUACAGGGGAGAAACCAUAUCAGUGCUUAGAAUGUGGAAAGAGCUUCACUCAGAAGGAAAUUCUCACUUCCCAUCAAAGAACUCAUAAAGGGGAGAAACCAUAUCAAUGCUUGGAAUGUGGGAAAAGCUUCAGUCGGAAAUCUUAUCUCAGUUCCCAUCAAAUAACUCACCGUGAUGAGAAACCAUACAAGUGCUUUGAAUGUGGAAAGAGCUUCACUCAGGGUGUCAACCUUAAAGCACAUCAAAUAAUUCAUACAGGAGAGACGCCGUUUCAGUGCUUGGAAUGUGGGAAGAGCUUCACCAAGAAAUUAAAUCUCACUUUCCAUCAAAGAAUUCAUACAGGGGAGAAGCCAUUUCAGUGCUUGGAAUGUGGGAAGAGAUUCAGUCAGAGAGCUGGUCUUAUGUCCCAUCAAAGAAUCCAUACAGGUGAAAAGCCAUUUCAGUGCUUGGAAUGUGGAAAGAGCUUCAGUCACAGUGCUAGCCUUAAGAACCAUCAAAGAGUUCAUACAGGAGAGAAGCCAUUUCAGUGCAUGGAAUGUGGAAAGAGCUUCACCAUUAAAUUAUCCCUCACUUCCCAUCAGAGAAUUCAUACAGGGGAGAAGCCAUUUCACUGCUUGGAAUGUGGAAAGAGCUUCAGUCGGAACGCACAUCUCAAUUCCCAUAAAAGAACUCAUAGCAAGGAGAAACCUUAUUCGUGCAUGGAAUGUGGUAAGAGGUUCACCCAGAAGGGAAGUCUCACUUCCCAUGAAAGAACUCAUACAGGGGAAAAACCGUAUCAGUGCUCUGAAUAUAAAAAAUGGUUCAGUCAUAGUGCCAAGCUCUCAGUCCAUCGAAGAAUUCACACAGGGGACAAAGAAUACCAGUGCUCAGAAUGUGGAAAGAGCUUCAGUCGGAGUACUGUUCUUAAGGUGCAUCAAAGAAUACAUACAGACAGACGGAAUUGGCAGAAGAAGAAGGGGGCUUCCUUCCGUUCUCUUGGAGGCUUCCUGGGAGCCCAGAUGGAUGAGCAAGACUCAGCUGGCCCUGAAGCAGGAAGAGGCCAUGUCAUCCAAACUGGAAGCAGUGGGGGAUUCUGGGAAAACUCUCAACCGAAGAUCCUGGGUGAGGAGAACACCUUCAGCUCAGAAGUGCAGAGAAAAAAUUUCAGGCAGUUCUGCUACCAGGAGGCCAAAGGACCUCGAGAGGUUUGCAGCCGACUCCACCACCUUGACCUUUGGUGGCUGAAGCCAGAAAAACACACAAAAGCUGAGAUGCUGGACCUGGUGAUCUUGGAGCAGUUCCUGGCUGUCCUUCCACCGGAGAUGGAGAGCUGGGUGAGGGAAUGUGGAGCAGAGACCAGUUCCCAGGCGGUGGCCCUGGCCGAAGGUUUCCUCCUGAGUCAGGCAGAGGAGAGGAAGCAGGCAGAGCAGCAGGGAAAGAUUAUCUUUGCAGAAAUGGGCCUGGAUUCCUCUGAGGCAGAGAUGACUCCGUUGGACACCAAAGAGAGGCUACUGGGUGACAGAAUGAUGCCAGGGAGACCUCCUCAUCCAUCUUUGCAUGAAGGCAGAGGAGAAGCAGAAGCUAUGGAACCAGAUCAGGGUCUGGUGUGCUUUAAAGAUGUAGCUGUUCAUUUCACAGAUGAGGAGUGGGCGUUGCUUGAUCCUGACCAGAGAGCUCUGCAUAAGGAAGUCAUGGAGGAGAAUUGUGGGAUUAUGGAGUCUCUCGGUGGUGAUGAAUUAGAAAUUAAUAACGAGGGAGACCAUGACAAUGUCUACACAAUAGAGAAGGGAAAUAAAUAUUCUGAGUGUGAAGGUAACUUCAGUCAAAGGUCCCCUUCCACUUCCUCAGAAAGAAAUGCCUUUGGGAAGAAAUCCUAUCAGUGCUUGGAAUGUGGAAAGAGCUUUAGUCAUAGGACUAAUCUCACAGCCCAUCAAAGAAUUCAUACAGGGGAGAAACCAUAUCAAUGCUUGGAAUGCGGUAAGAACUUCGCUUGGAAGGAAAGUCUCACUUCGCAUCAAAGAAUUCAUACAGGGGAGAAACCAUAUCAGUGCUUGGAAUGUGGAAAGAGCUUCAGUCGUAACUCCCAACUCAUUUCCCAUCAAAGAACACACAGUGGCGAGAAACCGUAUCACUGCCUAGAAUGUGGGAGGAGCUUCAGUCAGAGUGCUGUUCUUAGGGUGCAUCAAAGAAUUCAUACAGGAGAGAAGCCAUUUCAGUGUUUGGAAUGUGGAAAGAGCUUCACCCAGAAGUUAAAUCUCAGUUUCCAUCAAAGAAUUCAUACAGGGGAGAAACCAUUUCAGUGCUUGGAAUGUGGAAAGACCUUCAGUCGGAACUCCCAUCUCAAUUCCCAUAAAAGAACUCAUAUUGAGGAGAAACCCUAUCAGUGCAUGGAAUGUGGAAAGAGCUUCACCUGGAAGGAAAGUCUCACUUCCCAUGAAAGAAUUCACACAGGGGAGAAACCAUAUCAGUGCUUGGAAUGUAGAAAGAGCUUCACCCAGAAGGAAAGUCUCGCAGCCCAUCAAAGAAUUCAUACAACUGAGAAUCCAUAUCAGUGCAUUGAAUGUGGAAAGAGCUUCAGUCAGAGUUCCAACCUCAUGUCCCAUCAAAGAAUACAUACAGGGGAGAAGCCUUAUCAGUGCUUGGAAUGUGGAAAGAACUUCAGUCAGAACACCCAUCUCACAGCUCAUCAAAGAAUUCAUACAGGGGAGAAACCGUAUCAGUGCUUGGAAUGUGGAAAGAGCUUCAAUCAGAGGUCCAAUCUCACGGCGCAUGAAAGAAUUCAUACAGGGGAGAAACCAUAUCACUGCUUGCAAUGUGGAAAGAGCUUCAGUCAGCGAGUCAAUCUCACUUCACAUCAAAGAAUGCAUACCAGUACAAUCAUAGAAUCAUAGAAAUGUAGAAUUCUAUAGUUUGAAGGGGCUCCAAGGGCCAUCUAGUCCAACCUCCUACAAUGCUGUAAUUUCAACUGAAGCAUGCAAGACAGAUAGUCAUCCAACCUCCGCUUAAGAACCUGCAAAGGAGGAAAAUCCACCGUCUUCCAAGGAGUCGGUUUCACUGUCGAAGAGCUCCUACUGUCAGAAGGUUCUACCUGAAGUUUACUCAGAACCUCCUUUUUUAUAACUUGAAGCCAUUGAUUAGGGUCCUGUCCUCCAGAGCAGGAGAAUAUGAGGUUGCCCCAUUUUCAAUGGGACAGCCGUUUCAAUAUUUCAAGAUAGCUAUCAGACCUUCUCUCAAUCUCCUCUUUUCCAGGCUUAACAUACUGAAUUCAGCCAUUCCUCAUAAGACCUUUUCUGAGCCACGAUCACCCUCCUCUACACAUGCUCCAGUUUGUCAAUAUCCUUCUUAACUUGUGGUGCCCAAAACUGGACACACAAUUCUAGGUGGAGUCAUUCCAAGUUAGAUUAGAGCAUGACUUCCUUCUAUAUUUUCUAUAUAUUCCUUCUAUAUUUCUGUUGAUGCAGCCUAGAAUAGCAUUUUCUUUUCUUUUUUUCCUUUUGCUGGUGCUGCAUCUCACUGCUGAAUAAGAGAAGUGAGAGUAGAAGUGUGCUGUCCUCACUACCGUGCCUGGUGACCUAGGUAGUUCGACAUACAGCUAAACCUUCUUGUCUUCGACGGAAAAAAGAGACUUUUUUUUUACUUUUAAUCCUAUACUUUAUUAACAGUCAAGAACGAGGUAAAACAAAUUGAAUAAGACAAAUAAUAAGUGUGAAGACAAGUAUUAAAUGGUAAAACAACGAUACAAUCUUGCAGGUGGAGAACAUGUAACAGGACUCCCUCUGGUACCCUCACACCCACUGAACUCCUCCUCUCUAACCUCAGCCACCAACUAUCCCAACUGUCAGCAACUGUCGUUCUUGCAAUAUUCUUUUUGGCCAGUAGGUGGAGCCGUGCUACCCAGUACAAUAACAGCCCAUACAAACUAAAUACAUUUAUGAACUUUGCCCGUGCCAAAGGCACGACACUCCCCGCUUGGUAUCAACAGAUACUACUAUUUGAUUCCCCCGAUGACAACAGUAGAACCAGUUCAGAGACUGGUCUAAGAAACAACUUUGUUUGUUGGUUUUUGCAUACUUUAAUUUCCACUUUCCUGACUCUUCUAUCUUCACUUGGAAAGACUUUGGUGAUGCAGGCUAAUGGCCAUUCAUUCCUUUGAGACUGACAGUCUUUAACAAGAACGAUGUCGCCAACGUUUAGAUUAGGCUUGGCAGUUUGCCAUUUAGAUCUUGAUUGUAGAAUAGAGAUGUACUGUUUCUUCCACCUAUCCCAGAAGGUGUUUGCAAGACUUUGAACCUGUCUCCAUUGACGCAAAUGCAAGUCUUUGUUAGUGAACUCACCAGGAGGUGUACUGACUACUUCAAUUUUUUGAGUAAGGAGAGUUGUCGGUGUCAACAAAAAAGGUUCUUCUGGGUCAUUGGAGAUGGGUUAAAGGUCUGGCAUUAAUAAUUGCUGCAACUUCUGCCAUGAAGGUUUUCAGACUCUUGUGAGUAAGCCAAGUAUUCCCUAUUUGUAGGAAGAUGGAAUCUAAGAUCCUACAAGCCACUCCUAUCAUUCUUUCCCAAGUUCCUCCCAUGUGGGAAGAAUGUGGUGGAUUGAAGGUCCAUAUACAAGCUUGACUGCUCAAAUAUCUUUCUACUUGUUUUGUGUCUUAGUUUGAGAGAAUGCUCAGUUCUUUGGAGGCACCAAUGAAAUUAGUGCCUCUGUCAGAGCGAAUGUGUUUUAUAGGGCCUCUAAUAGCAAUAAAACGUCUUAAAGCAUUAAUAAAGCUAGACGUGUCCAUAGACUCAAUCACUUCAAUGUGGACAGCUCUAAUAGACAUGCAGGUGAACAAGACUGCCCAGCGCUUGCUGCUUGCAUAACCUCCUCUAGUACGACGUGCGGAAACAGACCAGGGGCCGAAGACAUCGAGGCCUACAUAGGUAAAGGGAGGGUCUGUGCUGAGUCUGUCAGCUGGAAGAUUGGCCAUCUUUUGUGUUUGGAGUAUGCCACGAAGCUUAUGGCAAGUAAUACAUUUAUAAAUUUCAGUACUCACAAGUCGUUUGGCUCCCACUAUCCAAAAACCAGCAGAACGUAAAGCUCCUUCUGUAAAUAGACGUCCUUGAUGUCUGACCUGGUGGUAAUGCAGUACAAUCAGAGAAGCGAUGUGGUGCUGACCAGGUAUAAUUAGAGGGUUUCUUUCAUUUAACUCUAAUUUAGCUUGCUUGAGACGACCACCUACUCUUAACAGGCCAUUUCGACCGAGGAAUGGGUCAAGUUUCCUAAGAGUACUGUCCUUAGGGAUAACCUUUUUGUUCAAGAUACAGUUGAUCUCUCUGGCAUAGACUCCAUGUUGCACAAUGCAAAUGAUCACAUUUUGCGCAUGUUGAUGCUCUGAUGGUGUGCGGAUGUUGGGACACAGAUGCCAGCCUUUACAAUUACUCUCUACUGGAGGUGUGACAUGUUUAAAUGAAUGAGCUAUGUGGGUUAGGCUAACAAUGGCUCUAAUGAGUGACUUCCAGGUCGAGAAUCUACUGAACCUGUGAGACUCGAGAUGACUGACUGUAGUCAUUGUCUGAAGUGUAGAAACUUCAGGACGGACUUCAGAAUCAAGUCUGAGUCCACUAGUUCAAAUAUGUCAUUCUGAGGGGCAGUCAACUCUGCCUUGUACAAGAAAGCAGGUCCUGUCAACCAUGUAGUGUUUUUGAGAUGACUAGCUGCUACAGCCCUUGUAGUGUGAUCUGCAGGAUUGUGUUCAGUAGGUACGUAAUGCCAUUGAGUUGGACAAGUGGAUUUCCUAAUCCGUAGAAUUCUGUUGUUAACAUAGACAUAAAAGCGUCUACUCUCGUUGUAGAUAUACCCUAAAUAAUCUGUGUCGCUGUCACAAGCGACGUCCUCGUUAGGGAGGUUGACGACAGGGCAAAUUGAAUGAUUUUUUUGAGGUAAUUCCUUUAUAAGGAAGUGGUUGUGACAUGGUUGGAAAAGAGAAGGGCGUCCAUUCUCUAGUGUAUUUGUGAGCAUGCUGUUGACAGAGUUUGGUUUCUGCAUGCUUCCAAGGCAGACGUCUCCUAUAAUGACCCAUCCUAAAUCCAGCUUCUGGGCGUAAGGGGCAUUGUGAGGACCAUUAAUCUGGGCUCUUGCUUUAUGGACUUGUAAUAUAUCUCUCCCCAGGAGUAAGAUAAUCCGAGCCUGCGGGUCUAGUUGAGGUAUUAGAUUCGCUAUGCGUUUUAAAUGUGGGUGGUGACGUGCUGUAUCUGGGGUCGGAAUCUCAGAUCUUUGAUCAGGAAUCUGGUUGCAUUCAAUGAGGGUUGGUAGAGUUAAAGAAGUUUGGCCAUCUAAGGACACUAUUUUGUAGCCGGAUGCUCUUCUCCCCGCUGUCUCAACGUUACCUGAACACGUUUUCAAGGAGUAUGGAAAGCUAGGGCCUUUGAUAUCAAACAUAUCAAAGAAGGUUGGGCUGGCUAGAGACUUAUUACUCUGGUCGUCUAGAAUGGCAUAUAGUUUGAUGGCUUUAUUCCUGUUACCUACAGGGUAGAUUCUAACUAAACAGAUUUUGGAGCAGGACUUGCCAGUUAUGGUUCCUUUACAGACCUCAGUGCAUUUUGAGGUAAUCUCUGGCGUAGUUGUAGUAGUGUGUUUUUGCUCCCCGCCAUGCUCAGUGAAGCUGUGUGUUGUAAGGACCAUGGGGCAGACCCAGGGUGUAGAGCCGUAUUGUGAUCUGAACUAUCACAUUCUCGGCAUCGCAGACUGACCUUACAAUCCUUAGCGAAGUGAAAGGCUGAGCAGCACUUGUAGCAAAGGUUGUUCUGCUUCAGGAAGGCCUUGCGUUCUUCUAAAGGCUUCUCUCUGAAGGUUCUACAAUUCUGCAGAGGAUGAGGCUUGCGGUGUAGAGGACACUGUUUACCAGGAUCCUUAAUUCUUGCCUCCGUGAGAGAAGAGUUAGCAGACCUGAAAGGAGAAUCUGGAGAGUCUACAUUAAUUUUGUGUACUGAUAUUGGGGGCUUGUUCGGUCCGUGGGAAAUAACACAUGACAGUGAGAAAUCAAAACUGGGAUCAUUCUUCAUCUUAGCUUGCUGGUUCACAAAAUCCACGAAAACAGAAAAGGGAGGAUACGGAACGUUGUGUUUUCUCUUAAAUUUAGAACCAUGUGCAAUCCAUUGUUCUUGUAGAUUGUAAGGUAACUUUUGUACAAUGAGGUUGACACCUCUAGCUGUGUCUAGAAACUUAAGUCCAGGUAAGUCUCCUUCAGAUUUAGCUACUUGAAGUUCCUUUAGUAAAUCACUCAAUUCUCUGAGUUUCUGGUAAGCUUUGGCAGGUAUCUUAGGAAAACUAUCGAGUCUUUUAAAUAGUGCGUUCUCUAUAGCUUCUAUUGAACCGUAACACUCCUCAAGUCUAUUCCAAAUCAUUUUAAGGCCGAUGCCUGGGUAAUUAAUGUUUAUUGUUCUAAUUCUUUUGGCGUGUUCGGCAGACUCUUUACCAAGCCACUUGACUAAGAGGUCCAUCUCUUCCCAGCACGAUAGAUCUAGGCCUUCGAUAGCAUUUUGAAAGGAAGCGCGCCAGGCUCUGUAACUUUCAGGUUGGUCGUUAAACUUUUCAAGUCCCUUUGUGACUAGUUCACGUUUAGCAAGGAACUUGGCAAAGUCUAUUGUGGUUGGAUCAGUGUGGUGAGGGUCACUACGAUGUAAAGGUAUGGGAUAAUCGUACCUUUCUGAUGGUUCUGAUUUCAUGUGAUCUCUGUUGUACCGCUCCGGUUCGAAGGUUGAGUUUGCCGGGUUGCUCAUACUAAUAGGCUUGUCUCUGUUUUGCAGCGGCACCGUAUAAAAGUCUUGGGUUGUCGUUUUGAUGUCCUCUUCUCUAGGUUGUUGCAGAGGUACAUAGUCACUUGAUUUGGCAUGCUGAUAAACGUACUCUGAAGUCCGUUGCAGGGGAUCUUGUAGUCCCGGAUCCGGGCUGAUUACACUGUUGCGUUCCCUGACAGGAAUUAAAGUCGCUUCUAAGGCGUCUGCCUCAGUUAUGGCGGCUGCUGUUUCUUUUUCUAAAAUGAGUUUUUCUAGGCUUGCUUCCAACCUAGCCUUUUCCUGUUUCAUCUUUAUUUCUUGCUCUGCGAAGGCUGCUCAUGUUUUAGCCGCUUCAGACUUGGCGCGAGCAAUGGCAAGUGCAUUACUCACAAUGGAAGAUUUAGAAGUACCAGAGACUUGGGACCUUGCCUUUCCCAAAGACGCCCGACUCUGAGACAUGUUGUUAAGGAGAUGUCUGACUGUUUAGAGCUUGCUAUUGUCGUAUGCAGGCGUGUGCGUUGACAGAAUAGCAGGUCUGCGUAGUCUUAUCUCUUUCCACUUGCUGGAAAGCCGUUGUUUUACUGUGCUGUCCUCACUACCGUGCCUGGUGACCUAGGCCUAGGUAGUUCGACAUACAGCUAAACCUUCUUGUCUUCGACGGAAGAAAGAGAUUUUUUUUUUACUUUUAAUCCUAUACUUUAUUAACAGUCAAGAACGAGGUAAAACAAAUUGAAUAAGACAAAUAAUAAGUGUGAAGACAAGUAUUAAAUGGUAAAACAACGAUACAAUCUUGCAGGUGGAGAACAUGUAACAGCACUCCCUCUGGUACCCUCACACCCACUGAACUCCUCCUCUCUAACCCCUCAGGCCAACUGUCCCAACUGUCAGCAACUGCCGUUCUUGCAAUAUUCUUUAUGGCCAGUAGGUGGAGCCGCGCUACCCAGUACAAUAACAGCCCAUACAAACUAAAUACAUUUAUGAACUUUGCCUGUGCCAAAGGCACGGCAAGAAGAAUGAAAAGCCUUGGAGUGGCACAUGCGUGUUCUAUCCAUGGGAAACUGUCCACUGCUCCAGCUAGAGGACUUCCAUAGCACCCAGAUCCUCAGUUCUCAGGAAGGGGAUUAGCAACAUGGAGAAGGACCAAGGAAUGGUCAAGACCACAGCUAGCGACCUUGGCACGGAAGCAGAACAUACAAGUUGUCUCAGCAGUGGCCUGGAGCUACCAACAGAUCUGGCUCGCUAUUUGCUGACUUGAGGUCCCACCCCCUGAAUGCCACACCUGGGCAGUUAAAAGGCCAGUGACUCCUCAUUGCUUUUCCCCUAUCGCCUUCCACUUUAGCAAUGCCACACAUUCAUCACUUUAUACAAGUUAUAUACUGUAAUAAGUUUAAAGUCUGAAGUUAAUUUGUUAAAAGUUAUGAAAAUCUAAUGAAAUUUUUAGGAAAGAAAUGUGUCUGAUCCUGGCUCUUUCAGACCUUGCCUAUUGUGCAAAGCUAAAAUUUACCUUCAUUGCUCCACCUACUUUGAUCUCUGGUCCUGCCCAUCACUUCCAUGUGGCCCCUGGAAGGUUCCUCAGGAGGGAAUGUGGCUCUUGGGCUGAGAAGGGAAUGGAAGAGAAAAGGCUAGGCAGGUUAUCUAUCUGUCUGGCCAUUAACCCCCUACUGCCCAUGAAGUUAUGAAGACUGAAUCAGAAUGCUGGACCAUGCAGCCCAAUGGCGUCCACUAUGGCAGGAAGCAGCUCUCCAGGGUCUUGGGCAAAGAGAGGUCUACCCCUGAACUGUCCCAUGAUGCUCUUCACUGGAGGUGCAGGCGGACCUACCAUCCGGAGAAGCAGAAAACAAGCUUGCUCCAUCUUCCAUGCAACAACCCUUUAAGGCGAGUUUCAUAUCACCUCUCAGCUUUCUCUUCUCCAGGCCAAACCUCCUCAGCUCCUUCAACUGUUCCUCACAAGAGUCUGAACUGGCAGUCACUUGCCAGAAAUGAGAACAUAACAUAAGAACCUAAGGGGAGCCUGCUGGAUCAGGCCAAUGGCCCAUGAUCAGCAUCACGUCCUCACAGCGUCCAACCAAUCUCCAUAACGGGAAACCCGCAAGCAGAACACAAGCACACCCUUCCCUCCUGUGGUUUCCAGCAAAUGGUAUUCAGAAGCAUCAUUGCCACUGUCUGUUUGGCACCAGGAAAGUUCCCCUUCACACAGCACAGAAUUAAACCAUGGAACUGUCUUGCCCAGGAAACCCAGCCAGAUGGGCGGGGUAUAAAUUAUUAUUAUUAUU